CAGCCUUGCAGCGUCUCCGGAAGUGGAGGCGUGAGCGGCAGGGCAGUGCCUGCUUGGGGUAGCGGGAGGGCAGACUCUGGGCACCACUCCCGGGCCGGUCAUGAACGGGCCGGCGGACGGCGAAGUGGACUACAAAAAAAAAUACCGGAAUCUGAAGCGGAAGCUCAAGUUCCUCAUCUACGAGCACGAGUGCUUCCAGGAGGAGCUGAGGAAAGCGCAAAGGAAAUUACUGAAGGUGUCCCGGGACAAGAGUUUCCUCCUAGACCGACUUCUGCAGUACGAGAACGUGGAUGAAGACUCUUCGGACUCAGAUGCCACUGCAUCAUCGGAUAACAGCGAGACAGAGGGGACACCCAAGUUGUCUGACACACCGGCCCCUAAGAGGAAGAGAAGCCCUCCGCUGGGGGGGGCCCCCUCUCCCUCCAGCCUCUCCCUGCCUCCUUCAACAGGGUUUCCCCUUCAGGCCUCCGGGGUCCCCUCCCCAUACCUGAGCUCGCUGGCCUCCCCCCGCUACCCCCCAUUCCCUUCUGACUACCUGGCCCUGCAGCUGCCCGAGCCCAGUCCCCUGAGGCCCAAGCGGGAGAAACGGCCCCGCCUGCCCCGGAAACUCAAGAGUGCGUGCUCUGGCUGCAGUGUGGAGGAGCUGGAUCUGGGAGAGGCUGCAGGCAGGGAGUCCAGUUAGGAGGCUGGGACCGCAGCCCAGAUGGCGGUGGGACCCCCCGACUGCCCUGUGGGAGGGCCGCUGACCUUCCCUGGCCGGGGUUCUGGGGCUGGGGUCGGGACAACCCUGACCCCCCUCCCACCCCCCAAGAUGCCCCCCCCCACGAUCCUGAGCACGGUCCCUCGGCAGAUGUUCAGCGACGCAGGUAGCGGGGACGAUGCCUUGGAUGGAGACGAUGACCUGGUGAUCGACAUCCCGGAGUGACCACGACAUCACGCCAUGCCCACCAUGGCCCCACCCGGCGCCCUCCCUGUGCCAGCACACACAAGCCCAGCUUCCUCGGAGGUGUUUAUUGACGCCCAGCUGCCAUGCUCCGGCCACUGACACAACCAGAAAAGGCGUAAACAUGCACGGGUGUCCCCCAGGAGGGUGGCAGGGGCCCUGCCUUCAAACCCCGGCCUGCUCCAGGGGACAGUUAUUUAAACGAGUGGCCGGGAGCAUCUGCCACCUGCUGGGGAGGCAGAGACCCUGCGAUGGCCACCUCUUUAAAAGGGCAGCUGUACAGGGCUAGGUUUUUUCAGUGAAGUUUCUGUAUUAAAGGA
This is a messenger RNA of Nomascus leucogenys (northern white-cheeked gibbon), 1263 nucleotides long. The record is from RefSeq and is a predicted model, not a curated record. NCBI's taxonomy places the organism in Eukaryota, Metazoa, Chordata, Mammalia, Primates, Hylobatidae.